Messenger RNA from Megalopta genalis, 1203 nucleotides. RefSeq names its product protein G12. Lineage: Eukaryota; Metazoa; Arthropoda; Insecta; Hymenoptera; Halictidae. The record is from RefSeq and is a predicted model, not a curated record.
CAAGUUUACUUCUCAUCCUUCGCGGAAAUCAAAAUGCGAUUAAAGUCUGGAUUGUCUCGAGGCUGCUGAACCCUCGACAAACAACAAACCCGAAUUCUAUCAUCGUCAUUACGCUCCGCAAUCUAGAAACUUCUUACAACGGUUCCGCGAGAGACGUUUCUCUUCUCCCGAAAGUUCUUUCGACUGCCAUAACCUGUUACAAGCUCCGCGUUCGGAGUCCUCAAACCCUACGGAAGUGUUCGUUAACGCGCAAUGGCUCCGGAAAUCCGCGUCUUUAUUUGAUAUCCCACACUUUGGAUGCAACAAUUAACGUGAAGCCUGAAAGAACCUUGCAGACCCGAUGGCAAACUAAUCCCGAACAAAUUCUCCCGAUUCCGCCGCGAUGACUAUGAUCUAAGUUGAACAGACUAGAAUCCACAACAAUGAACCCGCAGAUACUGAUAAUGAGCGCGUUCGCCGCAGCCUCGGUGGCGUUAAUAGGCUUCUUAGCCUAUCGAGUCCGCCACACGUCGGAAGAAAUCGACUUUAUGAGCCAGCCACCGUUAAAAGACAACAGCUCCUUGGAGGAAGACCUGUGGGACAUCCUUGGAUUCCUGCCACAGAACGACGUCCAGGAAGUCAUCGAGCGUUACAUGAAAUACGACAAGCAGAUCGGUGACACCGUCAGCUUCAUCAACGACCACAAGAGAUUUUUAAUUCGCGAGCUACAGAACAUGCCCCAAGUGCACCGUAUCGCGCUUGUCCUGUCCAAAAAUGGGUUGGACGUCGCGUACUGGUCCGAAAAAGUGCAGACCUGCUGGAAAAUGGCGCCGCGGUACAUCCGGAACAAUAGGGACAUGGCGGACGGUGGAUUGACAGUGAUGAUCGACCAAAUAUUGCGCCUCAUACCGUUGAACGAGCUGGACGAUCUGCUGCGACAGAAGGCCAAGUAUUCCGGCAGCUUCCGCAGGUUGCUGCAGCUGCUGAAGUCGAACGACUUCGAGGAACUGUGCAACGCGAUAAAAAAGAACAGGAUGAUGCAUCAUCAUUACUUCUGGGCGGAGGAGAGCGGCCUCGAAGUUAGGUUCGCCGGCGAGCUGCUUUGGCUGUUACAUUUAUACCUGACGCAGAACCUGCUCACGUAGAAAGCUACGGUAAUGUCUCCCUAACUGACGCUCAGAUUGCGCAGAGAAAUGGACAAUUUGGGAAGAGGAGAUACGAUUA